Seriola aureovittata is the source of this 6423-nucleotide messenger RNA. RefSeq lists its product as uncharacterized. NCBI's taxonomy places the organism in Eukaryota, Metazoa, Chordata, Actinopteri, Carangiformes, Carangidae. Gene Ontology annotation, molecular function: guanyl-nucleotide exchange factor activity. The record is from RefSeq and is a predicted model, not a curated record. Gene Ontology annotation, biological process: positive regulation of Rho protein signal transduction. The transcript has 8 exons. The coding region runs from base 520 to 4161 and encodes 1213 amino acids.
UUCCCAAGGAGAAACCCGCAAAGGAACGAGGUCGUGUAUCCGAGAUCCUCCGGUAAAAUAAACCACCUCAGAGCAGCACGAGGGGAGGGCGGGCGGUAAAUAAAUGACCGACCAAAUCGUGAUUUCAUGGCAGCGCCGUUCCGGUGCAGCCUGCACGGAUCCCGGUCUGUAACUCAAUUCACAUCCUUCACUGAGGAGCUGCCGGGGUUCAACCUGCGAUCUGAUCUGAUCUGGAUCCAGAAUCCAGACAGAAACGGGACUUCUUCUCUGUGAUGUGAUGGAGGCGGAGGCGCCCCGAGAGUGACCCUGACUCAGGGCUACGUCUGUCUGGCUCUGGUGGAAGCUCCAGACGGAUCGCUGCACUGAGGGGAGACUGAGAAGAGGAGGCCGGGCACUUUGGGAUCUGAGCCAAUGACCUGUAGGAGGAGAGAAGCAGAGUAAAGGCUUGAUUAAAAUGGGGCUGCAGAUCUUCGUACCUGCUGACUGUGUGUCCGAGUGCCGCUCGCUCAGCCCACAGCCAUGCCAGACGUAAAGCCUCCACCACCAUGUGACUACCCCUCCACCUCCUCCGCCGCAGCCUCCGCCGGCUCUCCUGCUGGCUGCGCCUCUCCCCUCGACCUUGUCAUAGACAUGGAGCCCUGCAUCGCCAACCUCCCCCUGUCCCCCGACCCACUGUCCUCCUUCCCCCGACACAGACCCAGCAUUCCUCACUACCCGGGCGUCCAGGGGCCUCACUUCCCUCUCAUGGCCAGGUGUAACAGCAGCACCCUGCUCACUAACCUGGGACUGAGGUACUGCUCCAGCAGGCAGGGCCCUCUGGGGGUGGGGCCGGGUCAGGGGAUGGCCCAGGGCUCCUGCAACCACACAGGAAGCAACGGCGGCAGGCCUUACAGGAGUAUGGAGAACCUGAACUGGAACGCUGUGGCAGAUUCUGGCCUGUGUGCGUUCAGUGCUGCCCCCUACAGGAGCGUGGACAGUGAGUUCAUUUUACGCUACACAUCCACUAGCCAUUGGUAUGACGGGCCCCCAGAUGGAUCCAUGGUGGGGGCCCAUGGACUGCUACCUAACCCGGAGAGCCUGGCAUUUUACCCUCGACAUGGGCUGCCCAGGAAGGACCUCCCACUCUUCCCCCAGUUGCUGUUUCCAGGUGGUGUCGACGAAUGGGAUGCAAGGAAAGGGCUGAGGGAGAAACUCCGCCUCCAGAGUGCGAGGUCAGCAGUUGAGCCUCUGAAGCCCCUCCCACUGCGGCCUCAGGUGACCCCAAGUGAAAGGGAGAGUGUGCAUCACAUGAAUUCAACAGGAGCUGGUUCCAGGUCGCUGUGCACAAUGCGCAUCACCAGCCCAGAGGAGAUCAAACAGGAGGUCCUGAGGCGCUUACAGCUCCGGCGGCAGAACAGCAGCCCCAACCUCACUCUCCACAGCUCCCCGUCCACCCCGAAAGCGGUUAAAACAUCCUGCACAACAGACAACAUUGCAGGUAACAGGAAUGGAUCAGAUUCUGAGUGCCGCAGACCUCCUGUGGGACGCCUUCAUAUCCCUACAUUCGAGGAGUUUAAGAGGAUGAGGCAGAAGGAGGGGGAGCAGAGCAAAGAGUCCACAGCGGGUUCUGUGGCACCUGGAAAACCUGAGGCCAACUCGCAGGAUGCAGCUGGAUCAGAGAGGGAGUUACCUCCUUCUGAUCACGCUGUCCCUCAGGCAGGGUCUGAUGGAGCAGACAGAGAGCAGAGGGGAAAUCCUGAGGAGGUGAAGGGAGCCAAGAGCGCAGGUGAAAGGACAGGCACCAGUGAUGAAGGCCUGCAGACCGUCGCCUCCUCAGAAAAACUCCCUUCCAGCGCUGUGAGCAAUAACAGCACUGAAGAUCGCACCUCCUCCUCCACCUCCAUUUCCAGCACAUACUCCCCCAUCCGCACGGGCCCGUCUCCACGUUCACCCCUGCAGCCCCUGGCCAGCUCAGCCCAGGAGAAAGCCCCCGCCGCAGGGCGAGACGAUGGGAGCAGCAGGCGUAGGAGGAGCAGUCUGGAACCAGCUGGGUCGGUUCCUUUCCCGCCCAGCAGGGAGAACUGGGAACGGCCCUCCAGCUGCUGCCCAGCGCUCCUCCUGGAGGGGACGGACCUGUCCAGCUACGGAGCCAAGAUUUACAAGAUGAAGGACGGCCUCAUUGGCUCUGCACUGGACCUCAUCAAGAAGAGCUGCAGUGCAGAGAUCUCCGCCGAGGCCCCCGUCAGGCUGUCAGGUGACCGGCACGGAGGCUGUGACAUCACCGCCCCCUCGACCGACUGUCAGCCCUCCGCCGUUGCCAUGGCAACGUCGGCAACGGCCUGCGGAGCUGAGGCUGGCGACGAGACGCCUGCAGGAGGAGGAGGAAGAGAGGAAGCAGGAGAAUGCCACACCGGUCUGGGCUGCAGGCGCUCCAGCUCGGACGCAGCCUAUGAGCUGGCUGAGACGGUGAGGGCGCAGCGCGAGUGCCGUCUCCGGCCCCACUACAGCGACCCCAUGCCAGCCGACGCCUCCAAGCGCAAACAGCUGGAGAUGAAGAUCGCUGCUGCCGCCCGACUCCACGGCCACCGCCGAGACAGAGACAGAGACAGUGCUCCAGCAGCAAUUCGCGGUCGCUCUGAGCCCCCUGGUGAGGAGCGUCAAGCGGGUCUGGGCGUGACUCGGUCCGGGCAGCAUCGCUGGAGCACCAUCAGCAGUCUGAGUGCUGACAGCGGUGUGGUGGGUCUGAGUGAUGAGCGGGAGGAGGAGGACAGCGAGCCUCGCCGUUACCGCAGAACCCGGGGAGCAGAGGUUGAACGGGUGGACAGCGGCAUCGGCCCGGGGCUGUCCCGCACCUGGAAGAGGCCCUCUGCCUCCCUCAGAGCCUGGGAGGCCCAGAGACCCUGUCCAGACUGUGGACUGAGGGACGGAGCCUCCAAAGAGCGAGGAGAGCGCAUGUGUGAACGUUGCUCCAAACUGCGCACAGAGCGUAAAGAAGCCAUCUUGGAGUUCCUGAACACGGAGUCGAGCUACGGCGAGGACCUGCGGAUCAUCAAAGAGGAAUUUUAUUGCCCCAUGCAGAGCGCCGGCCUGCUGACAGCUGAGCAGCUCACUGUGGUGUUUGGUAACGUUCAGGAGCUGAUAGAUGUCAAUGAUCGCUUCACUGAACACCUGCAGGACAGCAUCGACCAGGCCUUUGACCAGGGAGACGAGGACCUGCUGACAGUGUACAUAGGAGAGAUCUUUCUGGAGUUCGUCAACAUGCUGCCCGCCUUCCAGACCUACUGCCUGCAGCAGUCCACCUCGGUCAACUUGCUCAACACGCUGGAGAAGGAGAAAGAACUGCUCCGAAUCUUCCUGGAUGUUUCCCAGAACGACAACACAGCACUGCGUCGUAUGAACUUGCGCUCCUUCCUCAUGGCGCCCCUCCAGCGUGUGACCAAAUACCCACUUUUAUUGAGCCGCAUCAUCAAGGUCACUCCCGAAUGUCACCCCGACUACGCACGUCUCCGCGAGGCCAAGAGCCGCGUGGAGUCCCACCUGGAGCAUAUCAACAUGAAGACCAAGCAGGAGGGCAACGGCGUCACCUGGUCCCUGCGCUCAUUCCGCCGAGACAGCCGCAAGAACCGGGAGGUGAUCAACAUCGAGAUGCGAGAGGUGUCGAUGAAGACGGUGGGCUGGGCGAGAGAAAACACGCGCUUCGUCAUGGAGGGACCACUCCAGUUGUCCCAGCCGGCAGAUGGCCAGUGGGUGAAGAAGGGCAGCAAGGCCCUCAAGUUCCAAAAUGUUCAGAGUCUGCUCAUGGUGAGGACACAGCGGGCAGGUGAAGCCCCGGGACAGGGCAACGACCUGGGGGCACGGGGAGAUCAGGUGGAGGGCGGUGGAGAGAGCAUUCGUGAUGGAGUGCUGGUUCUAAUCAAGGACAAAAGCAGCGGGAAGUUCGCCGUGCUGAGAGAGCCCAUCCGCCUGGGGAACUGUGUGGUUUCCACAGAUCCGGACAGCGAGGACACAUUCGAGGUGCUGGACAUUCGACGGGAGUCUUUCGUUUUCCGCGCCUCGGACAAAUCUCGUACCCAGCAGUGGUUCCAUCAGAUUAAGAGAUACACUCGAGACUUGGGCACCUGGAGGAAAAGACGCAAUGCUUUGCCCAACAUCAUGAUCAACACAAACCAGACCCGCUCCUGAGACCAAACCCACCCCUCCCCCCGUUCUUUGUUACACUGUAAAUAACCUGAAUCCUUCUACUGCAAAAUCAGCUGACAACAAGAAACAUUUCUGAGUGACACCACUGUUAUAACGUGUGAGAUUUCAGUUAAAAAAAAAAUCUUUCUCAGAGUCUCUUGAGGGUAAGUUAGAGAAAGAUCAAGCACUUUUUUUCUUACAGAGCUAUAAGUGCACCACAUGUCAUGAAGUUAACGUAUGAAGAUUUAAUUUAAAGCCGUUACAUGAAAAAAAAUAUCAGAUUCUUGGACAACCAAAAAAACUUGGGCUGUGCUCGUCAGCCUUGAUUGUAAAGACUGUUUGCUCUUGGAGAAAGAGAGCCGUGUUUUCAGUGAAUAAGGCGUGUCUGUUGAAUAGCAUGACUGAACGUAACUGACUGCAAAAAGAAGAAUUGUAAUGUCAUUUUUUUUUUUUUUUUUUAUACAAGACAGUUGCGCGGGGGGAAAUGUUUGUUUUGGUAUGUAACGGUAGAGAUGUGGUCAAGAGCAUUGUCCAGUGGUUUCUGUUUGUUGUCACUGCCCUCUCCUGUCUGUGCCGCCCUCUGCUGUCCGUUGGCGGCAGAGCAACUUUCACUGCCAGAGAUGCAGUUGAGCAGAGCCUCUCUUAACAGGCUGAACAGACCUCCUGUAUCACUGUGUUGAAAUGAGAACUCACGUAACAGCAAUAACCUCUGCCAGUUUUCAAAAGAAGUAGCUACUGUAUAUGCAUUUCAUUUCCCCCAAGGUUUCCUUUUUGCCGUUCAGGUGUUUAUCCUGCUUCAAUGAGCGCCGUGUUUCAUGUUGAGUUUCACGCGGCUGAUUCAACUGAAGUCUCAAAUCCGAUCAUGUUUGUUGCCUUCCCUCGUCAUCCUAACACUAAGGAAGUCUCAUAAGUUUGUGAGAAGUCUAGUCAAUCUACUGUGUGUUAGUUAACAUCAUGCCAAAUAGGUAAAGUCAAACACUACACUUUCCCUCACUGUGUGUUAAGUGCAGAGUUUUUCCACCUGGGGUUUUGGUUCAGAUACAUUGAUAUUUGUUUGUUCUACAAAAUAUCCAAAAGUAAUGGAAAAUGGUAUUCUCAAAUUACGAGAGCCAAAGGAGUCUUUUAAUUUUUUGUUUUGUCCAACCAACAGUCCAAACCCCAAAGUUAUUUAAUUUACAAUUAUACAAGCAUUAUUUGAGAAACUGGAACCAGCUAUUUUUUUUUUUUUUUUGGCAGUUUUAAAUAAAUAUUGCUGACUUUGAGUCAAUGCACUAUCUACUGACUUAUCAUUUCAGUAUAUAUUUCCAUAUAUAAAUAAUAUAGGUUGGAAAUAUGUGACUAUUUCAUGACCCUAAAAGUAGAAAGCAAAAAAAAAAAAAAAAAAAUCUAUUUUUAAACUGGCAUGAUGACAUGACAUAAAAUCUCCAGUGGGGUCACAAAAAUUUCUUGAUGAACUCUCCUCAAAACAAUAACAAAACAAAAACCAUCCGUUCAUAACAUGGUUUUAACUGUCUUAAUAAUGUGACGUAGCAAUGAGUUGUUGUGCCUUGAUUACUGUUAAGUUGAAGCUGACUGAAAUAUUUCCAAUCCCUUACAGUAGCUUUUAUCUCCGACAUGUGGACUAGACUGCCCUCUGCUGGCGCUCCGUUGAGAUCAAUUUACAGGCAAUAUCAUUAUUCCUCUGACGGUCCCUGGCUGCUGGUGACGUGUGAUCACCUGAUCUCCUAUUUUUUUUUUUUUUUUUUUUUUAGUGUGUUUUUACUUCUCCUGAUUGUGUGUUUAUUUAUGAAGGCUUUAUUUUUGUUUAAUGCACUUUAUUCUGAUUCAGUAAUACAACACUCUGUGUAGCUGCUGGUAAAAAAUAUGUUACGCGGUCUUGUUUGAUCACAAUUCUUCACGUUGGAAGGAAAUCUUGUCGACAAAAGCUGAUUUCAGCGUCUCGAGACAAUACAGUUGAUCCAGUCAUCAAACCAAAACCACUAUUUAAGACCGACGCUGUUUUGUUUGCAAUGAAGUAGCACUAGAAGAGGUAGCGAAUCACUGUGUUUUGGGAGGGCGGGGCUGCUCAACUCCACACCAACACUCCUGGGCUGUUGGGAGGACGCUGUUUCAGAUUAACCCUUCCAAUAUGUGGGGAAAAAAAAAACAAAACCAAGACUGCUUUGUAUGAGUCGCAUACCAUUAUUUCCCCUUUUCUCAUUUGCGUUUGAAAGGCCUGAUGUAUUAUUUCCCCAAUGAAUUCUAUUAAAAUAUUUUAAACGACAA